ACUACACAUCACAGGACGGAAUCAGUUGUCAGUUAGCCAAGUCUCAAGUACCAGGGUGUGACAUAUUACCAGACCACACAUCACCGGAUGGAAUCAGUUGUCAGGUAGCCAAGCCUCAAAUACCAAGGUGUGACAUAUUACCAGACUGCACAUCACAAGACGGAAUCAGUUGUCAGUUAGCCAAGUCUCAAGUACCAGGGUGUGACAUACUACCAGACCACACUUCACGAGAUGGAAUCAGUUGUCAGUUAGCCAAGUCUCAAGUACUUGGGUCUGACACAAUACCAGACCGCACAUCACCGGAUGGAAUCAGUUGUCAGUUAGUCAAGUCUCAUGUACCAGGGUGUGACAUAUUACCAGACCGCACAUUAACGGAUGAAAUCAGUUGUCAGGUAGCCAAGCCUCAAAUACCAAGGUGUGACAUAUUACCAGACUGCACAUCACAGGACGGAAUCAGUUGUCAGUUAGCCAAGUCUCAAGUACCAGGGUGUGACAUAUUACCAGACCACACAUCACCGGAUGGAAUCAGUUGUCAGGUAGCCAAGCCUCAAAUACCAAGGUGUGACAUAUUACCAGACUGCACAUCACAAGACGGAAUCAGUUGUCAGUUAGCCAAGUCUCAAGUACCAGGGUGUGACAUAAUACCAGACCACACUUCACGAGAUGGAAUCAGUUGUCAGUUAGCCAAGUCUCAUGUACCAGGGUGUGACAUAUUAUCAGACCACACAUCACCAGAUGGAAUCAGUUGUCAGUUAGCCAAGUCUCAAAUACUAGGGUGUGACAUAUUACCAGACUGCACAUCACCGGAUGGAAUCAGUUGUCAGUUAAGCAAGCCUCAAGUACCAGGGUGUGACAUAUUACCAAACCACACAUCACCGGAUGGAAUCAGUUGUCAGGUAGCCAAGUCUCAGGUAUUUGGGUCUGACACAAUACCAGACCGCACAUCACCAGAUGGAAUCAGUUGUCAGUUAGCCAAGUCUUAUGUACCAGGGUGUGACAUAUUAUCAGACCACACAUCACCAGAUGGAAUCAGUUGUCAGUUAGCCAAGUCUCAAGUACUAGGGUGUGACAUAUUACCAGACUGCACAUCACCGGAUGGAAUCAGUUGUCAGUUAAGCAAGCCUCAAGUACCAGGGUGUGACAUAUUACCAAACCACACAUCACCGGAUGGAAUCAGUUGUCAGGUAGCCAAGUCUCAGGUAUUUGGGUCUGACACAAUACCAGACCGCACAUCACCGGAUGGAAUCAGUUGUCAGUUAGCCAAGUCUCAAGUACCAGGGUGUGACAUAUUACCAGACCACACAUCACCAGAUGGAAUCAGUUGUCAGUUAGCCAAGUCUCAUGCACCAGGGUGUGACAUAUUAUCAGACCACACAUCACCGGAUGGAAUCAGUU
Saccoglossus kowalevskii is the source of this 1395-nucleotide messenger RNA. Its product is annotated as cysteine-rich, acidic integral membrane protein-like. NCBI's taxonomy places the organism in Eukaryota, Metazoa, Hemichordata, Enteropneusta, Harrimaniidae. The record is from RefSeq and is a predicted model, not a curated record.